UGAAGUCGAACGCCCUGGACAGGUAAUCCUCACAUAAUUUAGCCUUUUGCGCUGUCUUUAUCCACUGCCCCUCUCACCUGCACCCACUUGCGAGGAGGGGCUCAGGAGAGGAGGACAGAGUUGGUCAUGGCUCAGCAGGAUCCUGUCUGUGAGUUUGGCAUUCCUCAUAUGUCAAGGCAUCGGAAAUUUUAACCCAGUCAUCAAGAUCAUCCAUGAUGUUGGAGACGCUGCAGCAGAAGGAUCCUCCAUCAGAGUUUGUUGACAUUGCAGAGAGGAACCGGAAGAAUGAAAGCCUUGGGAUGAAUUGUGGCGAAAGAGUGAGUCAGGUGGAAGACUAUGCGGCUGCUCAAGAAGAAUGGGAGGCUGUGCAGUGUGUCGAGCCAAUCCUGCGUUCCCCAUACAAGGAGGACCUGCACAAGAGCCCCAAGAAGUUCAUCAAUGGGUCUUCGUCCUCCCCAGCGAAGUCCCCAUCAAUGUCCCCACAGGCGCUGGCCCCCAAUGUUCGGAUCACGCCCCACACCGACUUUGAUGAAGUGUGGGAUUUCUUUACUCGACAGGAUAUGAGUCAUGUGAUGGGAUCCAUAAAACCCACUCUUGAAAGAAGGGGAGUGAAUGGUCUCUUCAGGACAAUUUUUGGGCCCAAGAAACUAAAGGCAGAAUUGGUAGAUGAGAGAAACCUUCUUUUUGCAAUUGCUCAGUGUCAAUUUGACAACAGUGAGCCAAUUCACCUUCAGAUUUUGCAGACAGUGUACAAGGUUCUAACAGGCACCAAGAUAGACUGCCCACGCUUUGGCAGUCACUGGGAUGUCAUUGGUUUUCAGGGUGUGGAUCCAGCAACAGAUCUCCGAGGCGUUGGCUUACUAGGCUUGGUUCAUGCUCUUCAUUUAUUAACCUAUGAAGCAGUACUGCCACUGGCGAGGGACAUAUUUCGUCUAAGUCAUGACCAGCACUCCCAGUUUCCAUUCAUGGUGCUUUCCAUCAACGUAACUCGCAUAUCAUUGCAAACCCUCCGGGAAGGUCAUCUCAACAAGGAGUGUAAUAGCCGUGGCAAUGUAAGACAUGUCCUGAACGAGUAUUUCACAGCUGUUAUGUUCCAUAUUUAUUGGAUAUGGAAAACAGAAUGCAAAACCAUAAAGGAUUCAGGUUUUCUGAUAAAAGAUGCCGAAGCUUACUGCAAGAGGAAUGUAAAGACAGUUUUGCAAAAGUUACAGGCCCAGCUCCGCAAAUACUCGCAUCAGGAAGCUGAAAUGUUGUGAUUAUGCAGAAUAAACAUUUUUCUGUAUGUAUGGAAGGAUCUCAGUGAUAUACAAGCAUAUUCAAUAUGAUAUAUAAGAAGAGUGAUUGGUUGUGAGUAUACAGGUGUUAGGUGACCUUUUUGGUCAAGGUUUUAUAUAUAUAAGAAGACAAUACUUGAAUUAUUAGAAUUUUGUUCUGUUAUGUGCUCUAUAUGUUUAUUUUUAGAAGACCGUAAAAUCUCUUUUAAAGUGCCACAAAUACCAUACGACUAUGGCAUACUUGGGUUAAAAGAUUUGAAGUGGUUCUAUUUUGGGGUGGUUUAAAGAAUUGUAAAAGGCCUUUCACAAACAACUAUGAUGAGUAAAUAAAAAAAAAUUGUGGGAAUUGAUAGGGGGUAAUGAGGUGUCUUAGGUUUGGUCAUUAAGAUUUUUAUUUUCCCCUGUGUAUGAGAGAAUCUUUUUUAUUAGCAAAGUUCAGAAAUAUAUAUAUUGACUAAGCAGUUCUUAUGGUCAUAUGUGGCAAAGCAUGAAGCUAACCGUGUGAAAUACGCUUUUCAUAUUUAACAAGGAAUGUUCAUUAAGCUAUGCUAUAAGUGAAGCUAAGUUAUUUCUGCUAAUGAGAAAUAGAUAUAUUUGAAUAAAGAUAUAAUAAUAGGAAGUAUAUGACAUCAUGAGAAAACUGAAUCCAUGAAUAUAAGUUGACCAUUGUGUUUGUGACAGCGGUGCAGAUCUCAGUACCUGUGAUAUGCUUUUGUGUUUUGUGAUACUUAGUAUGAGGACUAACCCUGACAAAGAUAGAUGUGAAUCUGCAUGACGAGCUUAAUUAACCCGGUUGAGAAUCAUGAGAAUGUCUUGGUAUCUUGAAAGUUGAGAGUAUUUUUUAAGAAGCUUUUAUAUUUGUUUUUCCUGCUUUAACAGUGAUGUGAAAAGAUAUUUAAUGUAUUUAUCAUAAGAAGAUAUAAGAUAUAAAAAUAUAUACCAAGACACACCUAAUACAUGUUCAAACUUUUCAUAUCAUGAUGCAUAUUGAAUUAGACAAUAUUUUCAAGGUUGGUGAUCAAGUCAGACAAACUGAAUAAAACCCAAAAUGACAUUAGUUUAUGUGAUAUGAAAGAAAGGAAUAAUUAGUGAAGUAUGAUGGAAACCUAACAAUAUUGCUCAUUUUCUGUAGAUAGUACUGUUGCACAUUAGCUGGAAUACCUCUCGUAACUUUUUAUUAGACAUUUAUUGCUAACGGAUCACCUCACUGCACUGUAGUAUUGAUGUAUGGUACAACAUGCCCGCACAUUGUGUGACUCUCUAUGUACAAUGCCCAGGUCAGGCUGGCCUACUUAUUAUUAUGUUUUAGUUGCUAGGAGUUGUGUAGAAUGUCUGUGUAGAUUUCCUUUGUAGCACUGUACUUGGGUAGGUGCUGUGUUCUGAUAGUUUGCUCCAAAAGUUGGUCCAGGGAUGUUUCAUAGCCCUUCAGUGGGACCUUCUUGAUUACGUAGAUUUUGUUUGUGUGAGUAGCUUUAAGGAGAAUAUUUUGAAAGUACUUAUUUUGUUGAUUCCAGGCUGUGUAAUUACAAAGUGUGAGCAUGUAAUGUUGGCUUUCAAGUAACUAGUAAUUAUGGUCUUCAACAGCAACUACUUAAACAGCGUACACUUCAGAGAUGUGCACUUCUCAGUUGGUAUAAUGAUGUCUAUGGUAAUAAUAGAUAUAUGAAUUUUGUAUAUGGAAUUCCCCAAAUAUGUUUUUUAAUUGAUUUUGCAGUAUACGAUUGUUUUUGUUCUACUGAUUUAAGAGGUAAUUAUUGUUAAAAUUUAGUGAGUUAAAUUCCACCUACUGCUUAACCCAUUAUACUGGGAUGACAUACAUGGCGUGUCCACUGUGAUAUUAGUAUUGGUUUGGUUUUGUUAAUGUGGUUUACACAUAAAUGGCUCCACAAGUGCUUAGUCACCAAGGAGUCAAUUACUAAUCAUACCUAUCUCAUAUGUAUACAUUUUUCCUUGAUUUUUGGAAAGAUUCCUUUUGAUUUUUGCUAAUAGUAUUGUUAAUAAUGUUAUGAUGUCUUCCUGAAUAUUCACAAAAUUGGGAAAUCAGUUGAGGUCAUGAUAGGCCUGCUAAUUGACUCCUUGGUGACUGAGCACUUGUGGAACCAUCUGUGUAAAAAAAAAAAAAAAAAAAUCAAAACAAAACUGCAGUGGAUAAUACGUGUAUCUGGCACGGAUGGGUUAAAUAUGGCAAAGAUAAUCAGCCACGGAUAAGGGUAAAAGUAGAGAUGCAGCAUUAGCGGAAGCCUUUUUGUAAACUGUGCUUUAGAAAUAGAUAUCCCUCUGACUAUAGCUAUGGCUUUAAAAUAGUGUAUCCAUGUGAUCAUAGGAUAUAGGAAAUACAUAAUGGAAUAUAAUAUGAUACUUUCUAAAUGUAUGAUGUUUAUUAAUUGUUUAAAUUCUGUAGAAGAGAAAGAAUAGACAUUCUAGAUGCCAGUGUCCAGAAUGUUGUUUGUAAAACCAAAAUACAACGUUCAUUUAAAGGACUGUAUAUCUAGUGUACAAUCCAUAUCAUAAAACAUUGUAUCCUCACCACUUCAGGGCAUAUGUAGCCCCAUAUUAUGAUUUUUUUUUUUUUUUUUUUUUUUUUAGAAAUAUUAUUGUCUUUUAAACUGACAGGGACCACCUACAAGUUAAUGGUGCAGCCGUACAUUGCAAGUUGAAGGCUUAGUUACUGGAGGACUAGUUAGGGGCAAGGGGCUAAUUUUUAGGCUUAGAGAGCUAGUUUUGUCCCUCCUCAUUACAUUUCUGUAAACCAAAGUUUGUGUAGUUUGUACUACAUGCUUUUUUUUAGUUAGCUUUACUCUUCAUUGAAGGAUGAUGUACUAAGUACAAUACCUGCAUCUCUCGGUGAAACUAUAGAAUUGUUUUAUUCAGUUUGUAUAUUUCCUUUCUUUAGAUUGUUCAAAACUUGUUUUAUGGACUGAAAAGACAUACUCAUUAUUUUUUAUUACCUUUGUGUUUAUGCUGGAAUGUGCAGUCAUAUCACCUUUUAUAGCAGUUUCUGUGUGUGUGUGUCAUCAUAAAGUGUUAUAGAGUAAGGUUGAUAACCAUGGGUACACUUAGGUUGAUAUCUGUAACAUUGUAAGACAUUUAUAGAGUGUAUUAAGAUGGAUAUUGUGAUAAAGAAAUUUUCAUUUCAUCAUUGUUGUUACUUGUGACUGAGCAUACUCUUGUUGGUUUACUGUUAAAUGGUGUUUUAUAUGUUUCUUGACUGAAGGCUGAUUUAUGAUAUGUAUUUGGAUAUUUUUUUAUUGAUUAUUGUAAUAGGUGCAAGACUCAUCAGUAUUUAUGAUGAGAAUAAGUGAUCUGUGUCUUUUUCAUAAUUGUGAUAUUAGAACUUUAUUGCUAUAUGCUAUUUAGGCAACAACUGCAAGCCUUAUAUAUUUAUGUGUGGUUAUAUAUAAAAUUCUUCAUAUUUAAAUAUAUAAACAAAACUAAGAAAAAAUAUCAGCAUAAUAAGUCUUAUCCCAUUGGGAUUUAUGAUUGAAGUAGAUAACCAUAUAUCUUGAUGUCUACAUGUUUAGUAUCACAUCAUGAUGUAAACUCUAUAUAGGAAUUAAUUAAAAAAAAUUAUGUUACUGUCUUUGUAAAGUGAUUGGGAAAUCGGUGAUAAAGGUAGAUACUGGAUGUUUUCACUAUAUUUGAGAAGCCCAUGAAUAUCGAUGUACUUAAUUCUCCAUUAAUGAUACGUUCACAAGAGAGACAAUGCAUAAUGCUUCGUAUAUAUGGAUGAAAUAUUUUAAUUCUUUUAGUCGAACAAAUUUUGUGAUAAGCAAGUCUAAAGUAUAGGAAUGUUGAUUCUCAUGGAGCUCUUGUCAUGUUAUAAGCUGAUUUUAGAUAAACAGACAUUUGAUUAUUAAUAUUUUGAAGUUCUACAAAUGAAAUGAGAGCUGAUGUAUGAUGCUAAAUAUAUAAAAAGCCUAAGUUUAUUCUUAAAAUGUAUUUCCUUUCUUUUUCUUUGAGGUCAUUUGGAAAGUCUGGUAAAAAAAAAAAAAAGAUUUUCAUUUGAAUAUUGUCAAAUCAACUUGCUACUUGUCUCAGUGAUGGAAUUAGCUACAAGAGCACACAAGUGAUGCUUAUUAUAAUUGAUUGUGUACAACUUUUCACCUUUUUAUAUUAAAAUACCAGCACAGU
Penaeus vannamei (Pacific white shrimp) is the source of this 5405-nucleotide messenger RNA. RefSeq names its product ELMO domain-containing protein 3. The record is from RefSeq and is a predicted model, not a curated record. NCBI's taxonomy places the organism in Eukaryota, Metazoa, Arthropoda, Malacostraca, Decapoda, Penaeidae.